AUGGCCUCGAAUCCGCUCCAGAAUUCGUCGCUGCCCGCCCUGCCUCAGCAUCAGCAAAGCGAUACAGGCCUGACCUCCGCCCUGGCCAGCCGAUACCAUGCACACCUGCCCAUUGCCACACUCUCCUCACAGGGCAUCGUCGCCGUCAACACCUAUACAGAUGCCAGUCGGGGUGUCGAUGGCGGUAAAGAAGGCAGCGCACACCAGGCUGCCGAGGACCUCGCCCAACGCUCCUAUAUGCGCUUGGGCCAUCGCUCCGAAGACCAGGCUAUCGUGUUUCUGUAUGUGAAUUCCAUCUGA
This is a messenger RNA of Plenodomus lingam JN3, 300 nucleotides long. NCBI's taxonomy places the organism in Eukaryota, Fungi, Ascomycota, Dothideomycetes, Pleosporales, Leptosphaeriaceae. The record is from RefSeq and is a predicted model, not a curated record.